Molecule: messenger RNA, 1624 nt
Organism: Ahaetulla prasina
Lineage: Eukaryota; Metazoa; Chordata; Lepidosauria; Squamata; Colubridae
Gene: HSD17B6
Product: hydroxysteroid 17-beta dehydrogenase 6
Exons: 4
Coding region: 57-1013 (318 amino acids)
Source: RefSeq, a predicted model, not a curated record
AACGAAACGGGAAAGCAAAGACUUUAAAUUUUGACUUGUUUUAAUACAUAGCAAGCAUGUGGCUCUACCUGGCAUUGGCAGUUUUCCUGUACUUUGUGAUACGGUCCUAUCGGGAAAGACAGCAGGUAGACAACCUGAGAGAGAAAUACGUAUUCAUCACUGGCUGUGAUUCUGGUUUUGGAAACCAGCUGGCCAGGCAACUGGACGCCCGGGGUCUGCGGGUGUUGGCUGCUUGUCUCACCCAGAAGGGAGCACAGGAACUGGAGAGACUCACAUCGGAUCGUUUGAAAACCACCCUGCUGGAUGUCACCAGUACUGAGAGCAUUGAGGCAGCUACUCUAUGGGUAAAAGAAUGUGUGGGGAACAAAGGACUCUGGGGCUUGGUAAACAAUGCUGGAAUUGUGCACCCUAUCUCCCCCAAUGAAUGGCUGACCAAAGAGGACUAUAUGAAAGUGCUGAAUGUUAAUCUAAUUGGGAUGAUUGAUGUGACACUGCAUAUGUUGCCCUUGGUGAAGAAGGCCAGGGGAAGAGUGGUUAACAUGUCCAGCAUCAUGGGUCGACUGAGUACCAUGGGAGGUGGCUACUGUCUCUCAAAGUAUGGAGUGGAGGCUUUCUCUGACAGUCUCAGGCGUGAGAUCCACUCAUUUGGGGUGACAGUAGCCAUAAUUGAGCCAGGCUAUUUCCGCACAUCCAUGACUGAUAUCCAAAAAACUCUUGAGCUUCUGGAGCAGCAAUGGAUCAAAGUCCCAGAGGAAAUCAAAGAGAGCUAUGGCCGGCCCUACUUCGACGCAUUUUACGAGGGUUUCAAAUACAAUCUUGCAACUCGUUGCUGCACAGACCUCUACAUGGUUACCGACUGUAUGGAGCAUGCUUUGAUAUCCAAAUACCCUCGUACACGCUAUUCCGCUGGAUGGGAUUCCCGGUGGAUCUUCAUUCCUCUCUCUUACUUGCCCACUUCCAUCACCGAUUUUGUACUGACUCGAGCUUGGCCUAAACCCGCUCAAGCUCUGUAAAAGGAAUAGGGUGGAAAAGUUGGGAGGAAGGAAGUUUAUGAAUAGAAGUUCCAGCUGCCACCUUUGGCCAAUCCAUGCAGUUAAAAGUAUUCCGGUGCAGUCUUUGACUGUAAGGGUGCUUCCAGACCAAGCUCUUCCAAUCCAGCCAUACUGAGGCCUGUCAUAUCAGCAGACUUCCUAUUGACCGAUCAUUCACAAGGCCCCUUGUGUUCACCAUUUGCAGAUCUCCAAUGCUUUAGGGAUAUGGGAUCCGUAGCUGUGUGUGUGUCUGGCCUGGAGCUUGCUGAGAAAAUAUUCAGCCAAUUGUAGUUCUCACUUCCUUCAUCCAAGCUAGCCAAGGACAGAGAAUGCUAGCUAAUCAUUGUUUGAAGUUUCUCUUCUAAACCUAUUCAGUCACUGAUAUUCUGCCUCUGAACUUCCAAUGCUCCAUGGGUUAAUGCAUCUCCUUUUAUCCUUUCUUCGCAAAAAUAGCAAAUAACUGACUAGCAUCUUCCCUUACACACACAUGCUGCCCAUGGAUUUCUAUAUGUGUUAUUUGCGUAUGUUUACAUUCUGGUAGCCCGAUACGAGGAUGGCUGCAAGAGAAGAUCGUUGUUAAAAAAAGAAUUAAA